Molecule: messenger RNA, 5284 nt
Organism: Chrysemys picta bellii (western painted turtle)
Lineage: Eukaryota; Metazoa; Chordata; Testudines; Emydidae
Gene: AHI1
Product: Abelson helper integration site 1
Biological process (GO): motile cilium assembly
Cellular component (GO): ciliary basal body
Molecular function (GO): protein binding
Source: RefSeq, a predicted model, not a curated record
CGGCCUCCCUUAAUUCUAAGGCGCGCACGCGCGUUUCAUCUUCGGGACUCAGUAGUGGCGCAUGUGUUUCCGUUGCCGUGGAGGUGGGAAGCCUGCGAAGAAGUCCCGGAUUUACGCUGCUUCUCCACGCCCGGCUUCUAAAGGAGCUGUUCGCCCCACUUUAGGCGCAUGCGCGUUCUGCGGAGCCUUGUUUCCUUGGCAGCUGUUGUUUGUUUUCGGCAAAAGUAGCGUAACAGGCCGCGGAGGGGGAUGAGAAAGAAACCAAGUGGCGGGGGGGAGAACGGGCAGCCGCGGCAACAGCGGCCCUAACUCGAGGCAGUGCCGGAGACCCGGUCAAAAAUGCUGAACUUUGAGAAAGAAAGGUGUAGUGUAUUGAACCAUUCUUAAUAUAGGACUGAAAAUGCCACCAGCGGAGAGUGAGGCAAAGGCAAAAACCAAGGUUCGCUUUGAGGAAAUAUUCAGGAGUCAUUCUGGGCUAGCAGAAAAAAAGAAAUCAAAGAAGCAAAAAUUUCACUCUCAUGAGAAUAUUGUGCUUGACACCUUUAGAAAUAAUCUUGAUCUAGCUAAAGAAAGUGGAAAUGAUGAGGUAAUUAUAAACAACACUUAUAAUCCUGAGGAAAAGAGCCCCCGGUUUACAAAAAACAAACUAAGAGACAAAGCCUCAGUUGCAGAAAAAAUAAACAAUGAUGAUAUUAGUGGAGAAGAAAACAAGCAACCAAAGUCUAACAAGAAGAAAAAGAAAGCAGUGUUACAAGAACAAUUUAAUGAGGAGGAAAAGGUAUCUGAAACUAAAUUGGAGAGUUUUGAAAAACAGAUUACUGAUUUGCCAAAGAAAAAAACAAAAAGUAAAUCACAAACAGAUGCAUCUCGUCAAAAAGGUAACAACAAGAUAAAAAGUACCUUGCAUGAAGCGAGAGAUGUUACUGAAUUAGAAGAGGAAGAACAGCUAAUUCAAGCCUAUCAGCUGCAAGUGGCUGAGGAUGAGGCAAAUAUAAUUAAGGAGAAAAUAAGAAAAAAACUUAAAGAACAGAUGUCUGAAUUCACCUCCAGUGUUCAAAGCCAAAAAGUUGUAUUGAACAAUGAAGUGGGCAAAAAGAAGAAAGAAGUGCCAUUUGUAUCUGAAGCUGAAACAAGUGCGAUGUCCCUUGCUGAACUACAGCAUAACCCACUGGAAAAUAAUACCAGAAAAAAGAAGUCAUCAGGAAGACUGCUUGCAUCAUAUUUUAAAGAUGAAAUGAACACAGAGGAACACAAGGAGGAGGAAGAUGUGGAAAAACUGAAACCUAAAAUAAAGAAAGCAAAAAAGAAAUCCCCAAAAGCAUUAGAAGAAAAUACAGAAAUUGCUGCAGAAAAUGUACAGGAAAUGAACAGUCCAGAAGUUUGUACUCAAUCCAAACUUGCUUUUGAUGACAGCCUUGUGUUAGGGGUUUACAUCCAUCGAACUGAUAGACUUAAAACUGAUCUCAUGGUUUCGCAUCCCAUGGUCAAGAUUCAUGUGAUUGAUCAGAAAACUGGUUUGUAUGUCAAGAAAGAGCAUAGCAGCCGGGCGGUUUCAUCUUUUUAUGAACAAGAGCGAGUGGAGCACAUUCUUCCUAUUAUGACCCAGCCUUACGAUUUCCGACAAUUUAAAUCAACACUUCCAGAAUGGGAGGAACAAAUCAUAUUUAAUGAACGUUUUAGUUAUUUCCUUCAAGAUGCUGAAGAAAGCCCCAAAGUAGUCCUGUUUUUUGAGAUCCUUGAUUUCUUAAGCAUGAAUGAAGCAAGAGCCAACUCUGAAGUGCAAAUUAAGGAAAGUGGUUUUCGCAAAAUCUCUUGGGCAUUUCUAAAGCUUGUAGGUGCAAACGGAGUGCUAAACAUUGAUGGGAAACUUCGUCUGCAAUUAUAUUAUCCACCUCCAAGGACCAGGACACAGUCAAAUGUUGUUGAGGUUUUUGAUUGGUGGGCAAAAGGUCCUAGAAAUCGUUACCCAUCAACAUUAUAUGUAACUGUAAAAGGCAUAAAACUACCAGAUCAUGUAGAUCCUUCUUUCCGCUCUAUGAUGGCUGUUCAGCAGGAACAAGGUAGCACGUCAUUCCGUGAGCUCCAGAAUGAGGUAUCAAAAAAAGCUACUGUAUAUAGUCCACAUGAGAAAAAGGAGCAGUUGAAAUGGACAAGACUGCCUGGACAGGCUUGUCGUAUACCAAACAAGCAUCUCUUUUCACUGAGAGCAGGAGAUAUGGGAUGUUUCUGUAUUCGUUUUUCUCAAGAUGGAAAAACAUUAGCAGCAGCCUGUGCAGGGAGGGAUGGUUAUCCCAUUAUUUUAUAUGAGAUUCCUUCUGGACAAUACUUGAGAGAAUUUUAUGGCCACCUUAAUAUUGUAUAUGAUCUUUGUUGGUCAAAAGAUGAUGAGUACCUCCUUACUGCAUCCUCUGAUGGCACUGUCAGAAUGUGGAAAAUUGAGACCCAGGCUACAACUUCUGUGAGAGUUUUCCCUCAUCCUUCAUUUGUUUACACUGCAAAGUACCAUCCAGUUGCUAACUAUCUUGUGGUGACAGGAUGUUAUGACUCUGUAAUUAGGGUAUGGAAUACAAAAGUGAAAGAGCUCUAUGGUCAAUUGCUACAGGAGUUUGAUGGUCACAAAAGUUUCAUCAAUACCCUGUGUUUUGAUUCAGAAGGACUUCACAUGUUCUCAGGAGACAGCUCAGGGCUGAUUAUAGUUUGGAAUACCUUUGUCAAAGGAAGUUCGCAACAUCCAGUCCAACACUGGGGUAUUAAUAAGGAAAUAAAAGAAAAUGAUAUUAAAGGGACUCCAAUAAAUCAUUUAGAAGUACAUCCAAAUGGAAGACGUUUAUUAAUCCAUGCCAAAGACAGUGCUCUGAGAAUUAUGGAUCUCAGAAUCUUGGCUACAAAGAAAUACAUAGGUGCCACAAACUAUAGAGAGAAGAUUCACAGUACCUUAACACCGUGUGGGACAUUUCUUUUUUCUGGAAGUGAAGAUGGGAUAGCAUAUGUUUGGAAUCCAGAAACAGGUGACCAAGUAGCCAUGUAUUCUGACCUCUCCUUCACAUUUCCAGUUCGAGAUGUCGCCUUUCAUCCACAUGAACACAUGGUGUCAUUUUGUGCCUUUGGUCAAAAUCAGCCAAUACUUGUGUACAUUUAUGAUUAUAAAGUUGCACAGCAGGAGGCUGAAAUAGUAAAAGAUCUCAAUGGGUCACUCGCAUCAACAACACUCAGAGGGCCACAAAUUCUUAGCAAUUCUUCUCAUAUUUCUGCACAGAAAGAUUCAACAAUGUCUCCAGCAGAUCAAUUUGUCAGUGUUGCAAGAGUAUCUAUGAGAAUGCAGAAAGUGAAGCAGAAACUUGACUCUGUUAUGACCAGCUCAAAUCUCAUGCUUCCGGCUCCAUCACUGCUCUCGCCACACUCCAAGUUAAGGCUGCCAAGUACUGUGGGCACUUCACUGAUUCCUCAGUAUCCUUUCACGUCUCAAAAUGGGAGUUUCAGCCCAGUAGGAAGUCCUCUUAGCCGAACACCAUCAGUCAGACUACAGACGAGUGAUGACCUUCUGGUUACAUCAAGUAUGAGAGGAGCAAAUAAUUCUACACCAGUGCAAGAGAUAGUAGUGGCUCUUUAUGACUACACAGCGCAUCGAUCAGAUGAGCUAACCAUCCAUCGCAGUGACAUUAUCCAAGUGUUAUACAAAGAUAAUGAUAACUGGUGGUUUGGCAGCCUAGCAAAUGGACAGCAAGGCUAUUUUCCAGCUAAUUAUGUGGCUGGUGAAACUGAAUAUGAAAAGGAACAGUCUUCUGAAUUAGUACCAGAUUCUACUCCUCUUCUACACAGUGAACAAACAGAAGCAGAAGUAAGAUAUCCAGCGCCACAUGGGAUGUCAGCAGUCAUCACCAAGUCAGGGGACCUGAAAUUUAUCUCAGAGCAUGACACAGAUAUAGACUCACCUGUGACACAAGUUACGAAGAAGAAGAAAAGGAUACUGAAGAAUGAAACAAUGGAAAAUCCGCCAAAUUUAAUGGCUCUUGACACCCCUGUAUCAUCAAUUACUACUAACAGUGUUGAAAACAAACCUAGAACACAUGGGUUAGAACUGAAGAAGAAGAAAAGAGCAGUGAAAAACUCAAGUGCAAGUGGAAAGACAAAUGUUGCCUUUGAACCUGACAAUUGAAGUGUCAUAAAUGAAGUCAUCAUUUAACUCCAGAUAUAGGUGUUGCAUUCAGAAUAUUAUAUGCAAAAAAAUGGAUUUGAAUGGGAUUUAUGCUGAAAUGAUAAUCUCACUUUCAGGAUAAAAAAAAUUGAAAACCAAAACAUUAAACAUAGACAAACACAAAAUUCCCCCAUACUCCUUUCAAGACAUGCCAUGUGGUCUGGAACCUAAUUCUGCAAGGAACCUGGCACCUCCAGCUCUUACUGAGGUUAACGAAACUUGAGUAUCCAGCACUUCACAGGAUUGGGCUCCUGGACAGUUCAAGCCUGAAGUUUGACUUUCAUAUUUCCCAAGAGCAGCAUUUACAGAUGCAUUCUGAAAUAAUCUAAGUCCCAAUUCUGUUACCUUUCUCAUGCUGACUAGAAUUUUACUGUUGGAAAGAUUCCCAUUGACUUCAAUGGGCGUUGGAUCCAAGCCAUUUUUGAGCAUGAGCAAAGGUGGUAGAGUGAAGUCCAAAAUUGUUAGUACUCUGUGACCUAAAAUGAAACAAGCUUGACCAGGAUAGAAGGUUUCGUGUUAGCAAUUUUGAUUUUCUUGCACGUAAAAAGACAGACAGUAUUCUGUAUUUAGCAUGUGAGCACUCUGAAAGAAUCUUACACAGGUCUACAUGAAAACAUACACUUUUUAUGUCUUCCUGUUGUUGAGUAUUCACUUUGGACUAGAUUUUGCAAUCCUUGUUUAUAUUGGUGAACACCUACUCAUGCAAGUAAAUUUACUUCAGUGGAACUGCUUGUAGAUAAAGCUCACCAACAUGAGUAUGGAUUGGAAAAUUCAUCUUUUUGGUACAUUGAUUUUUAAAAUGAAGGCUUUUUAUAAAUAUAUAAAUGUGCACUAAAACUUUGUAAAACUCAGUUUUUGCUGCACUCAGAGCAGCAUUGCCAAAUAUAUUUUACUUUAUUUUGAAGAAAUGUUUCAUAUCAAAAUGGGUAGUUUAUUUUAUGCUGUGUGUAGUAUUUAUUUCCUUUAUAUGUUUAGUUUAUCUCUUUUUUAAAUUAAUAGCACUAUGUUGUGAACCAUUAUUAAUUAUUUCAAUAACUUCUUACAAUACUAUCAUUUUACAUUUGACAUUAAAUGAAAUACUUUCCAUCA